Molecule: messenger RNA, 5016 nt
Organism: Henningerozyma blattae CBS 6284
Lineage: Eukaryota; Fungi; Ascomycota; Saccharomycetes; Saccharomycetales; Saccharomycetaceae
Gene: THO2
Product: Tho2p
Exons: 1
Coding region: 1-5016 (1671 amino acids)
Biological process (GO): mRNA export from nucleus; mRNA processing
Cellular component (GO): THO complex part of transcription export complex
Molecular function (GO): mRNA binding
Source: RefSeq, a predicted model, not a curated record
AUGUCAGAAUCAUUGACAACCAGACUGAAUCUGCUAUCUAAACAAAUUCAAACUCAUUUUUACAAUUUUAACUACCUUGAUAGUGGCUUCAUAGCAAACCCUUCAAAAAGGAUUAUUAAAAUAUUUCAUGAUUUUGCAGAUAUACAGGAACAUGACAAGCAAGAAAAAUGGUUAAAAGAAUUUUUCAUUGAAUUCUUCAAAUUUUUGUUUCAAGACAGUUUACCUUCUAACGUCACAGUAGAUGACUUAUCUAAAUUAAUCGAAGCAUUAAUUAAAGUUUCCGCAACUACGAAACAAUUAGUGAUGAGAACAUUUGUAUCUGCUGCUGCUGCAUAUCCGAAAUUAAAUGAUGAAAGAUUCACAAGAUUAUGCAGUAACCUCAACUGCCUCCAUUCUGAACUUUUUAAAUUUAGCUGGGCUUCUAAAAAUUUUAUUUCUACAUCUCAGAACACUUACUAUAAACAUAUUUUGAAGAGAGAAAAAUAUCAAAUCAGAAAGUACAACAUUCUGUCUGAAUCAAGUAUUGGAUUUGCUCAGUAUGCUACUCUGAUUUAUUCUAUCUAUUACGAUGCCGACAGAUCUAAUAAAAUUUCAUUUUAUUCAUACCAAUUACAUUUUAUUAUGGGAAAAUAUUCACUGGAUCAAUUUAAGUGUUUAAGCAUAUUUUUGGAAAUCUCCAAAUUUUUUAUUAUGACGGAAUACGAGUUUUUAAUUGCAUUUCUGAAGCAGACAGAUUUCUGGCCUUCGCUCUCUUCAGGAAUCUCUGAUUGUACCAAAUAUAAAUAUCUGAACAAAGGUGGAAAUAUCACAGCCUCUAGAGCCGUGAUAGAAUAUUUGCGGCUGAAUCCAAAUGAUACAGAUUAUUUAGAUAUGGUUUGUAUCUUAAUAAGAUCUGGCUUCAUUAAUUUUUCUUCUAUCUGGGAUAACUUAGAUUUAUCAAAUGAUAAGAUUAAAGCUUAUCUAGAUAAUUUAGAUAAAGAAUUAGAAGAAAAAUCUAUGAAAGGUGUCGACAAUCCCUUAGCUAUGGCAGCUGCGCUAACCGACGAUGAUGAUGAAGAAAGUGCCAAUAACAAUUCUCACAAAUCGAAAGAGAAUAAUGAUAAGUCUGUAGAACUGGAAAGAGAGAAUGAAUUAAAAUUAGAGAAUGAUAAAAUGCAGAAAUUGAAUAAAGAGAAAAAGUUUUUAGAAGACACGAAAAUAUUAUUUUUGGAGAGACUAUUGAUAAAUGGGUGCAUCGUUCCAUCUAUGACUAUUUUAGGUCGUUGGAAAUCUUUGAUCUAUUCAAAAGAUGUAUUACCUUUACUGCUAGGUAGAGUAUUCGAUACUAUGCUCAACCCUAUUUACAAAGCUAUGUAUCUCUCUAAUACUACUCCUGAUUUAGUUUCGUCGUUAAGGAGGACAACUUUUGACGCAGGGAUUCUGAGUCAUAAGCCAAAUCUUCUAAUAUCUAAAAAAACAGCCAACCCAUUUCAAUUAAACGAUAUGCAAACGACAUUUUCUUUUUAUUACCCAGAAUGGAGCCAGCAACUAGAGCAAAUAGACAGUAUUGAAACGCUGUUCAACUUGUCUCAUAAAUAUCUCACGGUUAUAGGUCCUUCACUAGGUAAAUGCCCUCAGCUAAUUUCAAAGUUAUGCCGUAUUGGUAUCUGUAAUAUAAACUCUUCAGCCGACGAGGAAAAACUUAAGAUAGUUGAUAACUGGGUUAAUUAUGUUCGAAAAUUUAUUCUACCGGCAAUUCCACUUUUAGAUUUAAAUAGCUUGGUAACUUCUGACAUUUAUGAAUUAAUGAGCUUUUUCCCUUUCGAAAGAAGAUAUUAUAUGUAUCAUGAAAUGAUUAAUAGAACUUCUAAGGAUAUACUACUAGUAAAGGUGUACUUCAAUAAAGCAGAGAGAGAGACUAAGACUAUUUUAAAAGCAUUAAGCACAGAUACGCUUGAAAGAGAUGCCAGAAAAUUAGCUACAUUAAUAUCCACAAAUCCACUUGCAACCUUACUUCCAACUGUUAGGCAGAUUGAAAACUAUGAUAAAGUUUCCGAAUUAGUUAUUUUUACCGCUAAAUAUUUCAAUAGAUUUGCCUAUGAUGCAUUGCAGUACGUAUUACUUUUGCAUUUAACUCAGGUAAGACCAACUAUUCAAUCAGACGGUAUUAAUGAAGUCUUUUGGGUUCAACGUUUAGUAUCAUUUAUCUCUGGACUUGCUAAAAAUUGCCCUGAUAUGGAUCUAACAAACAUUAUUGUUUACAUCACAAAGACAUUACACCAAGGUAAUGUUACAGCAACUUCAUUACUAAGAGAGCUUAUCAUAACAGUUGGAGGUAUUAGAGAUUUACAUGAAAUCAAUACUAAAAGUUUAAUAAUGCUAAAUUCUGGCGAGCCUUUGCAAAAGGUAGCACGAUCUCUGAUUUAUGAUACUAGGGAUAAAAAUGUAGGUGUAGCUCAAAAGCUAGUGUCAGAUUUCGUUCAUCAGAAAUCGAUUUCGGAAAUUAUUAUUUUGCUUUACAAUCUAAAUUUAAAUUCCAACACUGAAAAUUCACAUUAUAAGAUUUUAUCUUCUAAGUGUGAUCAAAUGAAUACCUUAUUAUGGUCUUUUAUCGAAUUAGUUAGGUUUUCUCUUUCAGAACCGGAAUUUAAGGAAAAUAUUCUUCCAUUUGAAAUUUUACUAUCGGAUUACAAUAUACCUACACAAUGGGUAUUUCACAUUUGGAGAGACUCGUUCCAAAAUGUUAUUGACUUGAACAACAUCACAGAAAACUCUACAUUUGAUAAUAUUACGUUUAGAGGUGUCAAUUUUUCAAAACUUCCAAAAGAUUUAUUUUUAAUAUUUUGGACUCUAAUUCUUUACGAUAUUCAGUUCAAUAAAGAAUUCUAUGAUGACACAAAGAAACGGCUUUCAGUGGAACUGAAGGAAGCUGUCAGAACUAAAAAGAAGGCAGAACUUUCAAAAAAAAUCAAAGAUCUACUUGUUGCUGGUAUUGCGCAUCAACAAACAUUUAAUAAGGUCUCGACACUACUAAGCGAGAAAGGAAUAAUGUGGAAGUCUGCGCUUAACGAUGAGGCUAUUAAGAUCUUUUUACAAUAUUGUUUGAUUCCAAGGGUAAUUUUUUCACCAUCGGAUGCUUUAUUUGGCGCAUAUUUUAUAUUUUUAACAUUUGAUAACGAUACUAUUACAGACAUCUUCGAUAUUCUAAUAAACUCGGAUAUUAUUAGAUCCUUACUGUUUUCAUCAACACCUUUAGAGUCUGGUAAUCUAGGUAUUUUUUUCUCGCAUUGUAUUAAAAGGUUAGAGACAAUUAGAUCUAAGAAACAACUGACUGAUACCUAUGCAGUAGUAUUAUUUAAAUGGUACACUAGUUUAACGAAUCAAAUUAUUUAUUUGAUAUCAGAAAAAAGUUACAUGUCCGUAAGAAAUGGCAUUGAAUUUAUGAAACAUUUUUCUAAAGUAUUUCCGAUCAUUGAUACACACAUAAUUUUGGUAAUUAAUGCUCUUAAUGAAAAUUUGUCUGUAGAAGAAAGGGAAGAUAUCAAACUUCCAACCAAUGCACUAUUAGGCCAUUUAUCAGCACGCCUAAAACACUCAUUGCCAUUACAGGACUUCCGUCCUUUGAAUGCAGAUGAACUAAUAGAAAAGGAAAAGUAUGAAAAUGAAUUAGAAGAGAUUAAGAAAUAUGAAACACAUUUAUCGAAUAAAAAGAAAGAAGAAAAUUUGAGAAACCAAAUUCAAUUGAGAAAGAAGAAGAGGCAGGACGAUUUGGAUAAAACUUCAUUGCCAACUGGCCCAUCCACUAAUAGAAAUUCAGAACACCAUCAAUGGCCGUUACAAAAGGUCUUAAGACAUAUGGAUGAUGCUGUGUAUUUUUUAAAGGAAAACAACAUUAAACGUGCCAUGGAUGUUAUUACGGAUGAUUCUGCUAUCGACAAAAUCAAUGAGCUAAGAAGACAAAGAACGGAUGUUAAUCAUUUUAGGGAGGCUCUUUCUGCUAUUUUUAUUCAAUACUUUUCUUCUCUAGUUCAAUACCAAACCAUGAGUGAAUAUAAAAAGAGAAUCAGCAACCUAAGAGAAUCAAUUCACUUCGUCAGCAAUGAGCCGGAUAGCAAACAAGCUGAUCUAUAUUCUGAUGAUGCUUCAUUGAGACCUACAAAGAAAGUCAGUAGAUAUAACUCAGAUACUUCUAGAAUUCUGGACUCAGCAAAACAUUCUUACAACGAUAGACAUAAUGAGCAUUCGGGAGAAGAAUUUCAUAAUAAAGAAAGUAGAUAUCGCGAUGAACAUCAUGAUACAAGAUACAAUCCACCUAAUAGGAAAUCUGAUGGGGCUACACCAAGCAGAUUUGCCAAUAUCUCCUCAAGUAACAGAUCCUCUGGAUCUCAUGAAAAUGUCAAACCAGAUCGAAGAGUAUCAAAUCAAUAUAAAGACUCUAACAAAUCUCACAUAAACGGUGAUAAUGAUAAAUCAACCACACAAAUCAACAAUGUAAAGAACAGAAGUUAUAAUAAUGAUAAUGAUGGCAAAAAUAUAAAUGAUACUAAUAAUCAUAGGGGUCAGCACACAAGAACAUACGAAAAGCCUAAAAGUAGGCCAGCAUCAUUACCGUCUCAACCAAACUUCCGGGAUAACUUUGGAAACAAUUCUAAUAGUAGUAACCAGAAUAAUAAUACUACCAGCAGUGAUAAAUAUCCCCGUAAGCAUGAAGCAUCAAGAAAUACUAAUGAUAUGAGAGAUGAAAAAAGGUUUAAACGUAAUGAUGGUGGGUGGAGCUCAGGUAGAAAUGAUUAUAACAGAAACAAUAGUAAUAGUAAUAGUACUAAUAACGGGAACAGUAACAAUAGCAACAAAGGUAAUAGCUACAAUAAGAACAACGAUAGAGAUGAAAAAAAUUACAGAUACCAUAGUGAUCAAAAUACUAACUACAAUAAUAGUAGAAGAGAUAUCCAAUCAAAACUUCCUCAAGCCCCUAAAGGACCUAAAGGUACUAGAAAUAAUAACAAUAGACAACCAUCUAGUAGAUAUCAACGAUAG